Molecule: messenger RNA, 2255 nt
Organism: Protopterus annectens (West African lungfish)
Lineage: Eukaryota; Metazoa; Chordata; Ceratodontiformes; Protopteridae
Product: glutathione S-transferase A-like
Source: RefSeq, a predicted model, not a curated record
AGUGACGUAUGGCCAGUUCAGUAACUGAUUAAACUGCGUAUCGGUGAUCAGAAUUACUUCGUGCUUGACCUAAAUAUUGUCAUUCCCCCUUAUUCUGCGGAUCGCUACAGAGUCAUCUGCUAUGGCUAAUAACAUUAUGUUGUACUGGGGUUCUGGAUCUCCUGCUUGUUGGAGAGUACAGGUUGUCUUAGAGGAGAAAAGACUUCAGGGGUACCAGAAUAAGUUGCUGUCCUUUGAUAAAGAGGAGCCCAAGUCUCCAGAAGUGCUGGCAAUAAAUCCUAGGGGUCAGAUGGGGACAGAAUCUUAUGUUGCAGGGAAGAACUUCACAAUGGCAGAUGCAGUCAUUUUUCCACUGGUGGCGCUGGUUUUUCGAUUCGGGGCGUCACAAGCGAAGUACCCCUAUCUAGCAGCAUAUUACAAUUUGGUGAAGAAUAGACCUAGUAUCCAAGCAACAUGGCCACCUCACUGGAAGACCAACCCAAAUACAGGAGACUUGCUGAAAAAUGUGUAACUUCUGAAGUUGGAGUGUGAUGUUGAGGUCUAAUUGCUUAAAUGUGCUUAACUUUUUUGGCACUUGGUUUCCUUGGCUUUAUAAAAUAAUCAAUUCUAGACCUUGCUUUUAAUGCCAUACCAUUUUGCUGUUCGUGCACUUAGCUACAUAAUUAAUACAUUUAGAUAAUUCAAUGUGUGUGUGUGUGUGUGUGUGUGUGUGUGUGUGUGUGUGUGUGUGUGUGUGUGUGUGUAUUUUUAAUUAGUAAAUACCUGCUUUUAAUUCCCAAGAUCAAAAGGGAAGUACUGAAGCAAGAGCUACUUUGUUUAUGCAAUGACAUGCUUCACAAAGGUGGUGAGAGUGUGCAUAUCCAGGCGACUGUUAUACUGGUCUUUAUCUUUGGUUGAGGUAAAUGUACUGCAACAUAGUUUGCAACAACUUUGCUUAGAAAUGUUAUUUGGUAGCAAAACUCAAAGCAAAUAGUUGUGGGGCCAUUUGCCUGCUCAUACCAAAAAAUAUGUGUCUGUUUUACCUGUAACAUUUUUCACUAAUGUGGAGAGCUUGAGCUUUUAAGUAUGAAAGUAAAUAUCUGUCAACGGGCCUUGAAGUCAGGAGGUUCUUACUAACUAAGACAUUGAAAGCGAACACAGUCUUGAGUGUAGUAGAAGUGCCUUCAUACAGAAGUGCAAGAACCUAUGAAAAGUAAUCAAAUAGGGGUGUGGGUGUUUGUCUUUAGAAAAGACAUCUCAUGCUUGCAGAACUGUGUUUGAAAGCUUUUCAGAUAAAUAAGGUUGUGGAUGCAGUUUAGCCCCCCUCCCAGAGAAAUAAAACAAAUGGAUAUGUCAGGCCAUGCUUACAAGGCCAGUACAAAAUGUUUCAAUGUUUCUUAGAAAUGGACCCGAAAUUCAAAACCAACACAUCAGCACAUACUGGCAUUACUUAGUGUCCUCCACAUUGUCAACCAUAUUUGUAGUAGACAUGCUUACAGUAGUAUUGGUAUAUAUAUAAACAGGGGGCACCCAUUCCUUCCAUUUGGGUCAGCCUCUUGUGUAGAGAUUGGAUCCAGGAAUGCUAAGUCCAUAUAAAAGAACUCCUUACCUCAGUCAUAAGUGCCAAGUCUGGAAGUUUUUAUGAAUGCAUUUUAUUGUCUUGAAGAAUGGUUAUUUAAAAAAAUAAGAACUUCAUGUGCAUUGGAUUAACUGUUAUUUUAGUGACUGUUAUUCUGCACCUAAAUUGUUCCAUUAUUAAAUCCAAAGUUUUAUGUUCUUUUUUAUUUCAUAAAAUCUUUAAUGAGUUGAUGGACAUAAAUUUCCUGCAGAGUGCUCUGUCAAAUAUUUGGAGAGCAAAUAGUUGUAACUAGGAAAAUUAGUCUUUUGUGCUGGGAUAUAGGGUAUGAAUCGCAUAGUCAUAGUAAUGCCUUAGUAAGUGUAAUGUUAUCUGCCAGAAAAGCAAUUACUAGAAAAUUGAAAUAAUCCUAAAGCAACUCUAUAAACUAUUGACUAUUUGUAAAGGAGUUAGAACAAAAUUAGAGUUAGAUCUUCAAAAAAAAAAAAUACAACUUGCAUAGAAAAUGGAAUCUGUGAGGAUAGUGCAUGAAGAAUAAUGUUCACGAGGAGUGGAGUUAGAGAAGGUAGGAAGUUAAAAAUGCAUGUAUGGUUGGAGUGCAUGAAAAGUGCAAAAUCUUAGUAUGGUUCAUUUUCUGUUAAUGUACGUAUAUCCAUGUCACUGAUUUAAAAUGUGAUUUAAUAAAGAUGUUUUAAAAAUA